CUUCCGGAAACAACAGACGAUAAUAAUGAAAAAAAGCAAGAUCAUUUGAAGAUCCUAAUCUAGAUUCUAGAUCUAGAUUCUAGAUCUAGUAUUAGAUCUACCAUAAAAUCUCUAUUUCUCUCAGGAAAUACUCUUUGUAAAUUUUAAUUGAAAGAUAAUUGAAAUGCUGGUUACUAUCUUAAAGUAUCUUUCAGUCACCAAAACAUACAAUUUAAAAAUAACACUCGAACUUUGUCUUGAAUGAAUUUGGUUGAUUGAUUCGAUUGAGUUUCUCAUCAACUCAAGCAGUUCUGUGUUCCAUAGGAACAAUCUCGGAAGCUUCUGUCCAAGCCCAGGUUUUCAGAAUGACUGUUUGAAUGAAAUCACCAAUGCAAGUUACAGGCCCAUUGGUGGCUGAGCAUCACCUUGAGACUGCAGUGAUGGCGCGUAAAAAAUGGACUUCAUUCUAUCCCACAGCUGGCAUCUGUUUGCUUCUUUUCAUUUUUGUAAACAUCACUGUCUGGUGGCUGGCUCCGAGCUUUGUUGGCUCCAAGCUGAGCCGCAACCUGCCCCCAGAGCUGCAGAGCCCUGACACUGUCACGCUGACGACCAGCUCUCCAGAGGCAGACCCCCGGGAUUUAAACUGUACUUUUCAUAACUUCACCUGCUUAGAAGUUUAUCAUUGUGGAUAUGAUGAUAAGACUGUCAUCAGUAUUUACAUCUACCCCAUACAGCAGUAUUAUGAUGAGAUGGGGAAUGACAUAACACCCCCCAUGUCCAGAGAGUUUGAGGAGAUGCUGAGAGUCAUAUCCCAGAGUCCCUAUUACACCAAGGAUCCAGAGACUGCCUGCUUUUUCAUUCCUUCCAUAGACUUACUCAAUCAAAACUGGGUCAAGUCACCACAUCAAAUUAGCCAGAUCCUAGCUAGUCUAAAGUGGUGGAACCUGGGCAAAAAUCACCUGUUGUUCAACAUGCUGCCAGGUACUUCACCUGACUACACAAACUAUUUGUCUCUCAACACAAGCAAAGCUAUGGUGGUUGGGGGAGGUUUCUCUUCUAUAACCUACCGCAGGACCUUUGAUGUCACGGUCGCAGUGUACAACCCUCUACUGGAGGAUGUUCACCUACAGCCAACAUCACCCCUUGAAGAGCGCAAGUGGUUUUUGGUUUCAACCCAGUUUGGUUUAAAUUCAGUGUAUAAAACAAAAAUUGAAGGUUUAGCUAAGGCCGACACUAAAGUGCUUGUAGUAGAGCGGUGCGGGCAGACAUUCAACUAUUCUGUCAGGUGUGAUUCACAGGGCCAUGAGUUUGCCUACCCUGGUAUUUUACAGGAAGCAACCUUUUGUUUGGUUGUCCGUGGCAACCGGCUUGGUCAGCCAUCACUUAUGGAUGUCCUGAUGGCUGGUUGUAUUCCUGUCGUUGUGGCUGAUGGCUAUUUGCUGCCCUUCCAUGAGGUCUUAGACUGGACUAGGGCAUCUGUCCACAUCCAUGAAGAAGAGCUGUCUGAUGUUCUGGCUAUACUAAAGAACUACAGCAUGGAGCGUGUGCUGGACAUGCGCAAGCAGGUGCAGUUCUACUGGGAGAGAUACUUCAACUCCCUCGCAAACAUCACACUAACUGCGGUCAAGAUCAUCAACGAUAGGGUCUUUCCAUUUGAUGCCAGAACUUAUGACCAGUGGAACGAGCUACCCAAUAAGAAAGCCAUAAAGAGUCCCCUUUUUCUACCGUUGAGGGCCCCCAAAUCUCUGGGCUUCACGGCAGUUAUUUUAACCUAUGACCGGAUUGACUCCUUGUUUCAAGUGGUCCGCCAGGUUGGCAAAGUUCCCAGUCUGGCUAAAAUCAUUGUUGUCUGGAACAAUCAGGAGAAGGUGCCGCCCCCAAUAUCAGACUGGCCAAACACUGGGAAACCUAUUAAAGUUAUCACAACAAAAUACAAUCGUCUGAGUAACAGAUUUUACCCCUAUGAUGAAAUAGAAACAGAAUGUAUCCUGGCACUAGAUGAUGACAUUGUCAUGCUGACACCUGAUGAAAUAGAGUUUGGAUUUGAGGUGUGGAGAGAAAAUCCAGACAGACUUGUUGGUUAUCCGUCCCGCCUCCACAUCUGGAAGAAUGAUAGCCAGAGCUAUAGCUACGAGUCUGAGUGGAUGAAUGCUAUCUCCAUGGUGCUGACAGGGGCUGCCUUCCACCACAAGUAUUUUUCGUACAUGUACACAUAUGGAAUGCCAGGUAACCUAAAGCAGUGGGUGGAUGAACACAUCAACUGUGAGGACAUCGCCAUGAAUUUCCUGGUUACAAAUGUCACUGGCAAAGCACCAAUCAAGGUGGUCCCCCGUAAGAAGUUCAAAUGUCCUGAGUGUGUGAAGGAGAUGCUGUCAGCUGACAUGUCCCACAUGGUGGAGAGGUCAGAAUGCAUCAACUAUUUUGUUGAGCUCUACGGCUCCAUGCCACUCCGGCCCAUUGAGUUCAGAGCUGACCCGUGCUUAUAUAAGGACAAGCUGCCUGGUGUGCUGAAGAAAUACACAGACCUUGGAACCUUAUGAUCUGGCGUGGGACACAAUUUGUCUGUGAAUGUGGUUGUCGUGUGAUACAAUUUUUCUGUGAGAGAAUGUGGUUGUCGUGUGAUACAAUUUGUCUGUAAGAGAAUGUGAUCUGUCGUGGGACACAAUUUGUCUGUAAGAGAAUGUGAUCUGUCGUGGGACACAAUUUGUCUGUGAAUGUGGUUGUCGUGUGAUACAAUUUGUCUGUGAGAGAAUGUGGUUGUCGUGUGAUACAAUUUGUGAAUGUGGUUGUCAAUUAGUGAGAUUGUGAUUUGUGUUUAUGCCAUGGUAGUUUGCCCAGAGCCAUUAAAGUUUUCUACACUUCCUGCCUUGGACUGUUCAGUUCUAGAGAUUAUGUAUUGCUCAUUUCCCUGCAAUGUGCACUAAAAUCUCUUUUCUCUAGAUCAGUGUUUCUUUCAAACAUUUUUCUCCUUGGAGCAGAGGGGUCGUAACCUUACAGGGGGGGGGGACAUAAUUUGUAAAUAAAUUCUGUUUUGUUCAGGUGAGAGUUAGACAUACUUUCCAGAAGAGAUACCUGAAAGAAACUCUGCUCUAUGGAACCAUUAAUCUAUCUUUUAAUUUGUGGGAUACACAAGCAGUUUUUAAUGUAAACUAUGGGCUACAUGAGUAUGAUUUUUUUGUAAGACUGAUCUGAAAUUUUGUUUUACUCAAUUGCUAUAUUAAAAAAUGUUUUUGUUUUUUUAUUCAUAUUUGUAAUAAUUAUGCCAUUUUGCUUUACUAAAUAAUGUGCAAUUUAAAAUUUAGCAUUGAUUGUAUAUUUAAAAACAUGUUUAGCUUUGAUUUUGAAGCAGCACAACCAUUUUACAUUGUCUGAUAGUGAUGAGAAGAAAGCUUCUUGUCUUAUAGAACACCUCCAGAGAGAGAAAUGUAUUUGUUUUCAUGUUUUGUUCACCAGCACUAGCUUGUCUACAUUGAGACUCAGGGUGCUGAAGUUAUGUCAUGCCAAGAUGGUGGAUUAUCUGUCAGCCAUAGAAUGUAAUUUGUAACUCUGAUAGUUUUUUUGUGAUAGAUUAUGAUUCAAUCACACAUUUUAAUUCAAUAUAUGUUUAUAUUAUCACUUGGGCAAAUGUAUUUAUUUAAAGAAAUUUGUUUUAAAGUGUCUAUGAAUGUGAUACUAGCAACCCCCCCCCCCCCCUUUGAAUGUACAUAUUAGACCAGCUCUGGAAGUCCUACAUACUGUUGUGUCUGUAGUUCUUUGUGACAGUCAGUGUAAGAAAUGGCUAACUUGACAUUUUAGGAAAAUUCAUAAGUUUAGGGUCUAGGUAAUAAGUUUCAUGGCAAAGCUAGGAGGUAACCUCCCUUUGGCUGUUUUAAAUUAUGUUUGUUCAACUUAUUUUUUACCUAUUAAGCCACCAUCAUCUUAACUGUAAACAUGUUUUUUUGUAUACAUAUUGUUGAGUGGGACACAAGAGGGCCAGAUAAAUUUUGAAACACUUGAGUAGCUUGGUUAUUUCACUUGUGGUUUGAUGUCAAUUUGAUGAUGUAAAUAAAAUCUAUUAUUCAUAACAUA
Messenger RNA from Physella acuta, 4047 nucleotides. RefSeq names its product exostosin-2. Lineage: Eukaryota; Metazoa; Mollusca; Gastropoda; Physidae. Gene Ontology annotation, molecular function: glycosyltransferase activity. The record is from RefSeq and is a predicted model, not a curated record. Gene Ontology annotation, cellular component: membrane.